CUCUUGUUUUUUUUCGUGCCAGUCAGUCAGUCAGGUUGCGCUUAUCAGCGCGCAGGAGGCUCAUUCCUGAGUCAUCAUUUUCAUCACAGCAACCAUGACCAAAAGUGCCAAAACUAAGAAGCCAGAUCUGGUCAAAAUGGCAAGGGAGGCCGCUGCGGAUGAUAAUCGCAUCAUGGGCUACAACCUGCAGCUGCAGGCGUACGCUCGGUUCAUCCGGAAGAUUGGAGCGAUUCCGGUGCUGGACUCCAACAUGGUCAACUUCCUGCAGGCCCUGUUGGAUCAGUUGCUCAAGAUCACCGAGUUCGAGACGUUCCGGGAGGAGACCGAACGGGAACGGGAUUUGCACGGAAGGGAUGUGGCCUUCGUGCUGGCCUGUGCGUACUGCGGCAAGGUCGCAUUUCCGUCCGGUGUGCAGUUGUUGGCUCACUUGUUCAACGAUCCGCACGAUCAGGUGCGAAAGAAGAACCGUUUCAAGAAGCUUCACGGACCGAUGACGCAGGAUCUGGUGGCGUUUCUCGAGCGGGAGAAGCACAUUCUGACCCGACACCACUUCCGGGAGACGCUGCUGGAACCGUUGGUGGAUUUUUACUUCCUGACAAAGUCAUUCCUCAGCCAGACCAGUCGCUAUCUGGAGGCGUUGGAAAAGCAAGAGCAGCAGCCGUCGAUUUCCGUUGGCCGGAGUGUGGACGAGAUUCUGGGGUAUGUUGUGGAGCUGAUCGACAGGGCGCACUGCAUCGAAUCGGUGCCUCACUGCAGUACGGUGCUGUUCCAGUAUCCGACGUAUGGCGUGGCGUACACUUGCAAUAACAUCGUGUUUACCGACGUCAACGUCGUAAUGGAGUACUUGCACAAAACCCCGAAACAACCGCCUCAAAUUCAGGGCAACAUCUUUUCUCUGCCUCGUCCGCCACCGACAUCACUUCCGAACCAGAUGUUUGCCGGUCAAAAUUUACCCAUGGCCAACAACAGAUCGCCAAUGCCACCGCGACCGUUCGUGGGCGCUCCACAGCAAUCCCCAACUAUGGGACGGCCAAUUACCCGAGCAACGUCGGAGAUUCCACCCUUUGCCACGUGUCCUCCUCCCCGGAUGAUCAUGUUUCCCCAGCCGAUGCCUUUCCUGAUGCGAACACCCUCGCAACAGAUGCCGAUGAAUGCGUUCUCAACGCCACAGCAAGGUCCCCACCUUCGUCGAAUGUUGUUCAACCCGUCGACGCCACCACAAACGCCGCAGUCGCCUCAAUCUCCGAUGUUCCAACGGGGACCACCCCCGGGAUUCCUACUCCAGAUGCCGCCGUCUCCCGGCUCCCCUCCGGUGUUGGGUGGUAACGCGCACUCGUCCUUGCCUCCGUUGAACGAAGCCGGCACGGCCGAUCAUCCCAUCUUCAACGACUACCUCAAGCGGUUCCUCGCGACUCCAAAGCUGGACGAUCUCAUCGAAACGGGCAACGCCCUGUGCCACUUUACCGCCGCAAGUCUCAUCCCGUCCGAACUGAUCCGGGCCCUAAAGAGAACCAUUCCGGAGGCCCAUCUGACGAUCAGCUGCUUCGGGGCGAAGGUUUCCGGCGUCGGUUACGAAACGGACAACGUGAACCUGUACGUGGACGACGGAACCUGUCCCAAAACGGAACCGUCGAUUGGCGUUCUGUUCAAGGCACUGCUCGAUUACUUCUCAGCCCACAGCGGCGAUUGGGUUCUCCAAAACAGCAAAAUCUGCGGACUGUGGACUCACCUGAAGGUGAAAAACUGCUCCGAGAACGUCUACUGCCAGAUCUCCUUCGACAGCGAACCGUACUGCGCCAACACUCGGCUCAUUCGCUACUUCACCGGCCAAUACCCAGUCUGUCAGAAGCUGUGCUACUUCGUCCAAGAAUUUGCCAAACUGGCCGAGCUUAACUUUGAGCGCAACGUCAUCGUGGUGCUCGCCAUCUUCUACCUCCAAAUGCAGAACGCGCUGCCAACCGUUCGCCACCUCCAAACAACCCUGGACGAAACCAUCGCCUGGUCGCUAAACUUCAGCCCGCUCCCACCCUCGGACCUCAAGCUGAAACCGCUCGCCUCCCAAGACAUCCGCCAAAUCGGCCGCUCCUUCUUCCACUUUUACGGCCACAAACUGACGCCGCUCUCCGAGUACGUGCUGUGUCCGUACGACGGCCAGAUCAUCGGCCGGUCCGAUUUCAGCCCUGCGAACGAGUGGCGCCUGCCGCAGCCGCGCUACCGCGCCUACCUCGAAUCGGCAGCCGGAGUGCAGCUCGAGCGGCUGGACGUGGGAGGGCCGAUGUGCGUGCAGGAUUUGCUCGUGCUCAAGACGAACAUCGCCGGCAAGGUCAGCGCGGACGACUGCAAGAAGUUUGUACGGCUGUGCCGCAUGGCGGACGAAUUUUACGCGAAUAAUGCGCUGUGAAGAAGUCAAGUGCAUUAUUAUAUACUUUUUUUUUGUUUCGUUACGUUUUACGGUGCCGCAUUCGAAGGCAUUCGUUAUUUUAUUGACAAGUUACUUCUUUUUUUUACCAAACGCGACUCGCAGUAAUUAUAUUACACUCAAAAUACACUGAAUUACCAUGACCAAAUCGAGAGAGAAUAAAAGAUAGAUAAAACUUUUUUGAAAGUUUCUA
Messenger RNA from Culex pipiens pallens (northern house mosquito), 2612 nucleotides. RefSeq lists its product as uncharacterized. The record is from RefSeq and is a predicted model, not a curated record. Gene Ontology annotation, molecular function: poly(A) RNA polymerase activity. Lineage: Eukaryota; Metazoa; Arthropoda; Insecta; Diptera; Culicidae. The coding region runs from base 95 to 2401 and encodes 768 amino acids. Gene Ontology annotation, biological process: mRNA 3'-end processing; mitochondrial mRNA polyadenylation. The transcript is spliced from 3 exons.